AUGGAAAGCUCUCAAAAGCCACUCAGCAUUACAAUGGGGCAGGAGAAGUCGUGCAAAACUAUAGGUUCAGCGGUUGACAACUCCGAUGUCGUGCAAGCGGUGGUCAGAAAGACACCUCCAUCUGACUACACAUUAAAGAUCGACUCAUUCUCUUUUCUUCUUGAAAUGCUCGAUAAAACAAAUGCAGAGAGUUAUAGUUCAAAGAUUUUUGAAGCUUCUGGUUACUACUGGAAAUUGCAUCUUUACCCACGGGGUGACAUAAAGAGAAAUGGAUUAGGAUUCAUCUCCUUUUACGCGAGUAUCCAUAACAGUAGUGCCCUUCCUCUUGGCUGGCAGAUCAAUGCAAACAUCGAGUUUUUUGUGUAUGAUCAGAUUCGAGGCGAGUACUUAGUUUUCCAAGAUGUUAGCGGAGAAGCAAUACGAUUAAAUGAAAUGAAGAAAGAAUGGGGCACUGCCCAAUUGCUGGAUCUCAAAAUUUUUCAUGAUCCCACAAACGGGUUCCUUCUUCAUGACAAAUGUGCAUUUGGGCUAAUCAUUUGUUCUCACUGUUUGGAUGAUAUUAAAGAUUCUUCUAAAGGCUACCUAGUGAAAGAUACUCUAAUUGUUGAAGCUGAAGUCACUCGUAUCUCAACUGUGAAUGAUUUCUCCUCAAAAUGA
Molecule: messenger RNA, 657 nt
Organism: Coffea arabica (coffee)
Lineage: Eukaryota; Viridiplantae; Streptophyta; Magnoliopsida; Gentianales; Rubiaceae
Source: RefSeq, a predicted model, not a curated record